AUGAGUUAUGUUUUAGUUGAUUCUCUAUUUCGUCGAAAAUUUAAUAAUCUAUCAUCAGCAAUAACCAAUCGUUUAUGGCUUAAUGCUCAUACAAAUUAUGAAUGUGAUGUUUUAUUAACAUUUCCAGCUCGUAUUGAUGAUUAUGUUAUUAUUUGGUUUUUGGAACAAUUACUACAACUUGCACCAGAUAUUCGUAUAUCAAUUAAAUAUCAUUUUACAACUGGUGUUUAUGGAUUUUAUUUAACAUUUACAUAUGAAAGGCUUUUGAAAGGUGCUCAUGAUAUACAAUUAGAAAAACCAAUAAAACAAGAAUUUGGUGGUGGAUAUAAAAUAUUCAUUUUUGAUGAAUUAGAAUUUUAUGAAGGUGUUGAAAAUGAAGAUAAAUUUUUUACUUCUCAAGAACGACAAUCAAUCGUUCGUCAUCUUCUUUUUUCGAUAAGAAUUAUUCAUAAACAUGAAAUCAAUGGAAUUAAAUUUAAAGUCGAUCAAUCAUUAAUACAACGUGGUUUGGAGAAAAAACUCAUACGACAAGUACUUCCAUUACAUAAUAAGGAAAUAUUAAGUCAUCUUCGUGAAACAUGGGUUUGGCCACGAAAAUGUUUUUUUACACGACAACCUAUUGAAGAUAUCCGACAAUAUUUUGGUGUUAAAAUUGCUCUUUAUUUUUGUUGGAUAAGGUAUUCUUUUUAA
This is a messenger RNA of Adineta steineri, 690 nucleotides long. The record is from the annotation of a GenBank genome assembly. Lineage: Eukaryota; Metazoa; Rotifera; Eurotatoria; Adinetida; Adinetidae.